This is a messenger RNA of Tremella mesenterica DSM 1558, 787 nucleotides long. RefSeq lists its product as uncharacterized. Bases 17 to 787 code for a protein of 256 amino acids. The record is from RefSeq and is a predicted model, not a curated record. Lineage: Eukaryota; Fungi; Basidiomycota; Tremellomycetes; Tremellales; Tremellaceae. The transcript has 5 exons.
CCCAUCCAUCUUGAUCAUGUCAGGUAUAUUCGGGUCUAUUUGGCCUAUCUUAUCUUCCUAUCGUCCCAACGCAGCUCGAACUCGCCAAGCGCAGAAAGAUAGGGCGCCCGAGCGUUUUGGAGCUUUUGAACCUACUUAUAUCCCACCGGGAUAUGCUAUCGUUCGUCCUCGAACGGACAAAGAAGCACAGCGGUUGUAUAAUCACGUCCGAACCGUUGCUUUUUGGCUGGACGCCGCUCCACUGCUUUCUGAUUUAGGCUUGCCUUUCCGAGCUGGAUUGGACGAUAUUAUCUCGCUCGUACCUAUCUAUGGUGAUAUCCUGUCGGGAGUGUUGCAGCUGUAUCAAGUCUGGCUGAGUUUCAUCUAUGGUGUACCUUAUGAGAUCCUAGGGCGGAUGCUCCUCAACGUUAUUCUCGACGUGAUCAUAGGCUUCGUUCCACUCUUCGGUGACGUCCUUGACAACCUCUUCAAGUCCAACCUACGUAAUCUCUCCUUACUUGAAGAAUGGCUUCUCUCAGCCCCCUCGGCUCAGAAAUACCACAUCCUCCUUAUGCCCGACGGCGGCGAAUUUCUUCCCAAACCCAAGACGUCUUCAGCAUGGAGUAGUUGGUUCAGUGGGACAAGCGUUGAUGAGGUUCGUGAGAGGGAAAGGAUGGAAGGGAGGGUGUACAAGACUAGACGGAUGGGUAAAGAUGAAGGUGUUGGUGCUGGUGUAGGAGGUGCUUCUGGGUCGAAUGCAGGAGGAACGAGAAAGAGAAGAGACCCAGUGUUCGAGCCUGUCGAUUGA